AUGGAUAAAAUUGAGGAUAUUAUAAAGAAGCCAUUUCAAACGACACUCAUUUUUUUUGUCAAUGGGAAGAAGGUGGUGGAAAAGUCGCCGGAGCCAGAAUGGACUUUGCUUUGGUACUUACGCAAAAAGCUUCAAUUAACGGGGACCAAAUAUGGUUGCGGGGAAGGUGGUUGUGGAGCUUGUACCGUAAUGAUAUCUCAGUACGUGAGAGAUGAAGAUCGAAUCAGACAUUUUGCUGUGAAUGCUUGUUUAACGCCGGUGUGCGCUAUGCAUGGUUUAUCUAUUAUCACAGUAGAAGGGAUUGGUUCUACACAAGAUAGACUUCAUCCGGUUCAAGAAAGAUUAGCGAAAGCUCACGGAUCACAGUGCGGAUUUUGUACCCCUGGCAUCAUCAUGUCCAUAAGGGAAGAUGAAUUAGAAAUCAUAUCAACUACUCAGAAUCCAGGGGAUAUAGCUCAUAUAGUAUCAGAAACGCUUCGCAUACCAAGUCAUAAAGUGGUCGCGAAAGUUAAAAGGAUCGGUGGGGGUUUUGGAGGAAAAGAAACUAGAGCAGCUUUAUUGGCUAUUCCUGUUGCAAUAGCCGCUUAUAAACUGAAAAAACCGGUUCGAGCAGUUUUAGAUCGAGAUGAAGACAUGCAAGUAACAGGCUAUAGACAUCCAUUUUUAACAAAAUAUAAAGUUGCCUUUGACAUCGAAGGAAAAAUUUGUGGUGUUUUAUUUAACUUUUUUGCCAAUGCUGGAAAUUAUAUGGAUAUAUCUUGUGCGAUGAUCGAUCGAGCCCUAAAUCACAUGGAUAAUUGCUAUUACAUUCCAAAUAUUGAAAUUAAUGCUUAUUUAUGCAAAACUAAUCUUCCAUCUAAUACAGCUUUUCGUGGAUUUGGUGCACCUAAAGCAAUGCUAGCAGCCGAAUGUAUGAUUAGAGAUAUAGCCACAGUGUUAAAUAAAGAUUAUGAAGAAAUUGUUAGGAUCAAUCUAUAUAAGGAAGGAGAUCUUACUCAUUAUAACCAGAAAUUAACAUAUUGUACGUUGUCAAGAUGUUGGAAUGAGUGUGUGGAAACAUCUAAUUAUAAAUUAAGAAAAGCCGCAGUAAAAGAAUACAAUAGGUGUAAUAGGUGGAAAAAGAAAGGUUUCUCUGACAUUCCCAAGGAGUUUAAUGUGUCUUUACUGAAAGGUGCCCCUAAUCCAAGAGCUGUUUAUUCAUCGAAGGCAGUUGGUGAGCCUCCCUUGUUUUUGGCAGCAUCUGUAUUUUUCGCAAUUAAAGAGGCAAUAGCAUCGGCGAGGUCGGAAUUUGGGGCAAGUUUAGAAUUUGUAUUAGAAGCACCAGCUACUUGCGCACGCAUCAGAAUGGCCUGUGAGGACGAAAUAACAAAGCAGGUCAAGCCUACCAUCAAAGCUCGCGGCCAGCCAUGGAAUGUGUUACCA
Molecule: messenger RNA, 1422 nt
Organism: Iphiclides podalirius (scarce swallowtail)
Lineage: Eukaryota; Metazoa; Arthropoda; Insecta; Lepidoptera; Papilionidae
Source: the annotation of a GenBank genome assembly